Zalophus californianus (California sea lion) is the source of this 1899-nucleotide messenger RNA. RefSeq names its product PWP1 homolog, endonuclein (gene PWP1). The coding region runs from base 146 to 1648 and encodes 500 amino acids. The record is from RefSeq and is a predicted model, not a curated record. Lineage: Eukaryota; Metazoa; Chordata; Mammalia; Carnivora; Otariidae. Gene Ontology annotation, molecular function: protein binding. The transcript has 15 exons. Gene Ontology annotation, cellular component: nucleus. Gene Ontology annotation, biological process: rRNA processing.
GCGCAGAAACCAGCGCCUGCGCGUGCGCUCUGUGCAUGCGGCGGCCCAGGGCUUGUCACCGAACCUGGCGACCGCAAGGCAGCGGGGGUCCCAGGGCUGCUGGGGUCGAGUCUAUAGCGUGAGGCGUCCUUGAGCUGAGAGGACCAUGAACCGCAGUCGGCAGGUGACGUGCGUGGCCUGGGUCCGCUGCGGCGUGGCCAAAGAAACACCAGACAAGGUAGAACUUAGUAAAGAAGAAGUAAAACGUCUCAUUGCUGAAGCCAAGGAAAAAUUACAAGAAGAAGGUGGCAGUGAUGAAGAGGAGACAGGCGACCCUUCGGAAGAGGGCAUGCAGAGUGCACGCACCCAGGCACGACCCAGAGAGCCCCUGGAGGACGGCGACCCAGAGGACGACAGGACGCCGGACGAUGACGAGCUGGCUGAGUACGACUUACAUAAGUACGACGAGGAAGGCGACCCAGAUACUGAAACUCUUGGUGAAUCUCUCUUGGGUCUUACAGUCUAUGGAAGUAAUGAUCAAGAUCCUUAUGUCACUCUGAAAGAUACGGAGCAAUAUGAACGUGAAGAUUUCUUGAUCAAGCCUAGUGAUAGUCUUAUAGUUUGUGGCAGAGCUGAACAAGACCAGUGCAAUUUAGAGGUGCACGUUUAUAAUCAGGAAGAAGAUUCCUUUUAUGUGCAUCAUGAUAUACUGCUGUCUGCAUACCCUCUAAGCGUGGAAUGGCUGAAUUUUGAUCCUAGCCCAGAUGAUUCUACAGGAAAUUAUAUUGCUGUGGGAAAUAUGACCCCUGUUAUUGAAGUGUGGGACCUUGAUAUUGUGGACUCUUUAGAACCAGUCUUCACACUUGGAAGUAAGCUAUCAAAAAAGAAGAAAAAGAAAGGAAAGAAGAGUUCCUCAGCAGAGGGGCAUACGGAUGCUGUCCUGGACCUUUCUUGGAAUAAGCUGAUCAGAAACGUGCUGGCAAGUGCAUCAGCUGACAACACUGUAAUUCUGUGGGAUAUGUCCUUAGGGAAACCAGCAGCUAGUCUUGCUGUACACACAGACAAGGUCCAGACUCUGCAGUUUCAUCCAUUUGAAGCACAGACUCUGAUUUCUGGAUCCUAUGAUAAGUCAGUGGCUUUGUAUGACUGCCGAAGUCCAGAUGAAAGCCAUCGAAUGUGGCGAUUCAGCGGGCAGAUUGAGAGAGUGACUUGGAAUCACUUUUCACCUUGUCAUUUUUUGGCUAGUACAGAUGACGGCUUUGUAUAUAAUUUGGAUGCACGUUCAGAUAAGCCGAUUUUUACACUUAAUGCACACAACGAUGAAAUCUCUGGUCUUGAUCUAAGUAGUCAGAUCAAGGGCUGUCUUGUGACAGCAUCAGCAGACAAAUAUGUGAAGAUCUGGGACAUAUUGGGAGACAGGCCAAGUCUGGUUCACUCUAGGGACAUGAAAAUGGGAGUUCUGUUCUGUUCUUCCUGUUGCCCUGAUUUGCCAUUUAUUUAUGCCUUUGGAGGUCAGAAAGAAGGGCUUCGGGUCUGGGAUAUAAGCACAGUCUCAUCAGUAAAUGAAGCAUUCGGAAGACGAGAGAGGCUUGUUCUUGGCAAUACAAGAAGUUCAUCUAUUAGUGGCCCUUUUGGGAGCAGAAGCUCAGACACACCAAUGGAGUCUUAAUGCAGAGCAUAAAAUUUCCUGUUUUUUAUUACCUUAACUCAGUUUUAAAAAGCUGACCUAGAAACAUCCAUGUGUAGCUACAGCCAUGUAGUGACUGAAACAAACUUCAUUUCCUACUGCCAGACAUUCCUCUUCAGCUAUGGCAGCAGCACAAGCAGGGCUGGUCUUUGCAUUUGCCUUUUCAGUGUGUGGUGUUUAGGGCUCCUACUGCAUUUCUUGAAGAGGAUAAUAAAGAGGUUUUUAAAGAAUAA